Messenger RNA from Fonsecaea nubica, 2346 nucleotides. RefSeq lists its product as hypothetical. Gene Ontology annotation, molecular function: fumarylacetoacetase activity. NCBI's taxonomy places the organism in Eukaryota, Fungi, Ascomycota, Eurotiomycetes, Chaetothyriales, Herpotrichiellaceae. The coding region runs from base 1 to 2346 and encodes 781 amino acids. The record is from RefSeq and is a predicted model, not a curated record. The transcript is spliced from 8 exons. Gene Ontology annotation, biological process: homogentisate catabolic process; L-phenylalanine catabolic process; L-tyrosine catabolic process.
AUGGUCGCCGUGCCCUUUCCCGUGGAGAUUCCCGAGGCCAGCCCUUUCGGUCCACAGAACAUACCAUUUGGGAUUUUCAGUACACCGCAGGGUGUUGGUCUUGGAACCAAACCACGCGCUGGAGUGGCGCUUGGAGACUAUGUCAUCGAACUCCAUGAGCUGGCUCGACACGGCGUGUUCGAUACGCACCAAAAUACUUCAAGGAUCUUGAGACAGGUCUUCCUCGAGUCCACGCUGAACUCGUUCGCGGCAUUGGAAGCCGGUGAAAGGAGAUGGGUCCGACAGACAAUCAUCGAGAAUGUCACAAGCGAAAAGUCAGUCCUCUUUACGGAUCCAGGCCUGAACGAGAAAGCCUUUGUGUUGGCCCGUGACACGCAAAUGCACUUACCCAUGGACAUCACCGACUACACCGACUCGUUUUCGUCUCUCAUUCACGCUGAAAAUUCUCUGAAACCUCUGGGACUCGACCUACCGCCGGCGUUCAAGCUCUAUCCACUUGGAUACAAUGGCCGUUGCUCCUCCAUCUUCCCGUCCGGCCACCAGAUCCAUCGGCCCAGUGGAUUUUUCAUCAAAGAAGGCGACACCCAGCCGGCUUUCCAGAUCUCACGAAAGAUGGACUUUGAGAUCGAGCUCGGGGCCUUUAUUUCCAAGCCGGUCCCCCACGGACAGACAAUCGACGCAAAGACCGCGGCAGAUCAUAUCUUCGGCUAUGUCCUCCACAACGACUGGUCGGCCAGAGACAUUCAGCCGUAUGAGAUGCCUCCGCUGGGGCCGAUGCAUUCCAAGGGCUUUGUCACCACCAUCUCGCCCUGGAUUGUGACUGUGGAUGCGCUAGCAAGUUGUUGCACUGGCCCGCCGACAUCCAACGCAACUCCGAUCCAUUCGUCGCUCGUGACUGACGAGGCGAGUCACGGCGUUUAUGACAUUGAAUUUACAGCUUCGGUGGCUCGUUGCGGCAAUAGCCCCGUCGAGAUUGUUCGGUCCAACUACCGCCACUCGUACUGGAGCGUUCCACAAAUGAUAGCAUACCAAUCUUCCGGGGGAUGGGGCAUCAACACCGGUGAUCUGGUAGCCAGUGGAACCGUCUCGUCUCCAGCGCCAGAGAUCAAGAAAGGACUCGGCUCGUACGGAUGUCUCCUAGAGUGCUUUGCGCAGCAACACGAGUUGCCUGCGGUGGGCGGCAAGUCCAUGUCCUGGCUCGAGGACGGCGAUGAACUCGCCAUCCAGGGCUGGUUCAGGACGGCUGACGACCCAAUCUCUCCGAUCGCGAAGCCAAUACAACAAGAUCGAGGCGUUGAAAUGGCGCCACCCAGAGUCUUGUUGACAGGUGCCAACGGGUUCAUCGGAGGUCAUCUCCUGUCCUUUUUCUUGGAGAAAUCAUGCUCCGUACAAGCUGUGGUUCGAUCCGAAGCCAAAGCGGAGAGAGUCACGAAGGACUUCCCCGGCUACGACAGAUCGAGGCUCGACUUCUCCAUCGUGCCCGACAUCACGGCGCCGGGGGCCUUUGACCAGUGCAUCAAGGACGCUCAGCCCCUCGACGCCAUCAUCCACGCCGCUUCCCCGUUCAACUUCGCCGCGGCCAAGUCACCUGGUGAUUUCAUCGACCCGGCAAUCAAUGGCACGACGGAAAUCCUGAAGUCGGCCGCAAAGUACGCGCCCGGGCUCAAACGACUGGUCAUCACAAGUAGUUUUGCAGCCAUCGGGAACCCACUGGAUCUCCAAGGAAACGGGAGAGUGUAUUCCUCCGAGUCCUGGAACCCUGUGACCAAAGAACAGGGAUACUCGAGCGAUGUGAGCCUGGCGUAUUGGGCGAGCAAGACCCUGGCAGAGCGGGCAGCUUGGGAAUUCGUCACGACGGAGAAACCAGGCUUUGAGCUCGUCGUCCUCAACCCGCCCAUCGUGUACGGUCCCCUCAGGCACAGCAUUGAUUCCAUGAGCGAUCUGAACACGUCAAACGCGAUUCUUUGGAGGCUCAUGAAUGUCGGAAAAGGCGCUCCUGUCCCAGAUGACUCUCUGCAUAUCUCUGCCGAUGUCCGGGACUUGUCGUUGGCACAUUAUCAAGCGGCCUUUGCUCCCGGGGUUGGAGGCCGGAGAUUUCUCAUCACUCCUGGCUGUAAUAGCAACCAGGAAAUCUGCGACAUUUUGAGAAGGGAAUUUCCGGAGCUCGACGAGAAGAUCCCUCCGGGGAAUCCAGGCCAGCAUGCCUUGCCUGCGGGCUCGUUCAAGGUCGACAAUUCGUCGUCGCGAGAGGUGCUGGGUGUGGCGUAUCGGCCGUUGGAAACGACUGUCGUGGAUACUGCAAGGAGUUUGUUGAAGGUGGCAAAGACAUUGAAGGCAAAGGUGUGA